This is a messenger RNA of Dracunculus medinensis (Guinea worm), 984 nucleotides long. Lineage: Eukaryota; Metazoa; Nematoda; Chromadorea; Rhabditida; Dracunculidae. The record is from the annotation of a GenBank genome assembly.
AUGGAAAAAUUAGCAAAUUUUGACGAAAGAAAAAUUAAACGAACACGAAAUGCUAUCUUAUCAUGCGUCAGUGCUAAACAAUUAACGAAUAUAUUAAAGAAUUACGAAAACGUAAAUAAAGAAUUUAGUAGAACAACGCAGAGUUUCGUUCGAUUUAACUUUACUCGUCGAAAUUUAAACUACGACUUUAUUGUGGAUUGUGGUGAUGUGCGUUAUAAUGUUGGAUUUUCGAUCAGUUUUAAUUCCAUCCGUGCGAUUUAUUUUUAUAAAAGAAAGGAAAUCUAUUUGCGGUUAUUGGAACCGGCAAAACGUGAAUAUUGUAACUGUGAAAAAAUAAAUGGCAAUUCAUUCGUCAUUGAAUCUUGCGAUGAUUUUGACAUAACGAAUGGCCAUUGUUCAACAUCUUUUUUGCAUGCAGUUUUUUUAAAAAGAGAUCAGACGCUAACGUGGAUUCGUGAACUUCUAAAAGCUGAUCGAGAAUUUUUUGAACCUAUUAUUGUUAGAAUUACAAAAAAAUUGAAAGGAAUGUCAAUAAUUGAUUAUAUAAAUUCUCACACAAUAAGUAUUGGCGAUAAGUAUUGUGUUGAUUUUAAUGCAUCACCAAUAAGCGAAGAAUCACUAUCGAAUAAUGAAGUUUAUGAUCUUAAUAAACAGGAGGUUCUGGACGAGAAUAAUUUGGGGUGGCAAAAUUUAGGUGAUAAUGAUUUAGUGUUAGCUGAUAACAUAAAUAUAGCGAGUAAUUCGUUGAUUCAUGUUCAAAAGAUCAAUCAAAUGUCUUCUGUCGAUUAUAUAAAUUGUGGAGAGACGAUAACUUUUUACGGUAUAAUUUUAAAAUGGGUUAUAGAUUUAGACACGCAUGAAAAUUUCAUGGAAAAUGAACACUGUAUGAUCCAGUCGGGUUGGCAGGGAAUUUCUAAUGAAUAUAUAGCUACGAAUAAUCCAAGGGAUUCUAACGAACUUAUUCAUUACCAACACAACUGCUAA